AUGACUGCCUGCCGAUGGACCUUCCCUCACACUCCCAUCUCCCGGGGUAGCAUUGAAGUAGAUGUCGCUACAAACCUUCUGCAGCCUACUUCCACUGACUUGUUGGCUUUGACUUUUGACUCGACUCGGGACUUGCCCGAGUCGAGUCAAAACAAGCAUGCUGAGCUGAGAAAGUCUCUCACCACCAUGUCUCUCAUUAUUUGCUGUCUGGCCUUUGUUCUUGGUGUGCUCGGUAAUGGAGUGGUUAUCUGGGUGACCGGGUUCAAGAUGAAGAAAACAGUUAACACAGUUUGGUUUCUCAACUUCGCUGUGGCCAACUUCCUCUUCACAGCAUCCAUGCCCCUCAGAGUGACAUACGUGGCUUUGAAUUCCCACUGGCCUUUCGGCAAGUUCAUGUGCAAACUGAACAGCACAUUAGGCUUUCUGAACAUGUUUGCCAGUGUCUACAUUCUGGUGGUGAUCAGUGUGGACAGAUGUGUGUCUGUGGUGUGGCCCGUCUGGACCCGGAACCAUCGAAGUGUACGCAAGGCGUCCUUUGUGAGUCUGGGUGUUUGGGUUCUGGCUCUGAUUCUCAGCGCUCCAUACUUCAUCUUCAGAGACACUGGGCCAUCAUAUAACAAUGAAAACAUCAUCAACUGCUUCAACAACUUUGCUUUUUCUGAUGACUAUAAAACACCAUCUGUGAAUCAGCUGCGACAGUUUCGUCAUCAGGCCAUGACCAUCACCCGCUUCCUCCUGGGAUUUGUUGUUCCCUUCACUGUCAUUGUCUCCUGUUAUGCUGUGAUAAUCCAUCAUCUGAGAAGAAACCGUACUCUGGCCAGCCAAUCAAGUCGCCCCUUUAAGAUCAUCGCUGCAGUUAUCACCAUUUUUUUCCUUUGCUGGGCUCCUUAUCACAUCAUGGCUUUAAUUGAGUUGGUGAGUUUAAUACCUUCUUAUCAAAGUGAAACAUUAGACUAUGUCACCACUAUCGGAGUCCCUAUAACCAACAGCCUGGCCGAUAUCAACAGUUGCUGGAACCCACUGCUGUAUGUGGUCAUUGACCAAGAUUUCAAGGUUAAAGUCCCCAAAUCCUUCCUGACGAUUUUGGAGACUGCCUUCAAGGAAGAGGUUUUUGGCUCUCACACUGACACAAAUUCAGUGGACACCAGUUCGAGCACUGGGAAGUCAGCUCUUGGUACUGAAGUUUGAGGCUGUCCAUGACAAGAAGAAACAAAUCCUGAAACUGUUGGCAGUUGACUGAUCGGGAAUUAAAGUGCACCACCUUUUAACUACACUUAUAGUUUUUCAACCUGAUGGAACUGAUGGUAAUAUUGUACAAUAUGUUGUGAAGACUUUUCAGAGCUAAACCUUUGUUGAAUAAGGUGUUAGUGGGAUAAAACCAAGAAAGUGGAUCACAUCA
Molecule: messenger RNA, 1399 nt
Organism: Perca flavescens (yellow perch)
Lineage: Eukaryota; Metazoa; Chordata; Actinopteri; Perciformes; Percidae
Product: chemokine-like receptor 1
Exons: 2
Coding region: 1-1188 (395 amino acids)
Biological process (GO): complement receptor mediated signaling pathway; positive regulation of cytosolic calcium ion concentration; phospholipase C-activating G protein-coupled receptor signaling pathway
Cellular component (GO): plasma membrane
Molecular function (GO): complement receptor activity; G protein-coupled receptor activity
Source: RefSeq, a predicted model, not a curated record